AUGUCUGUGCCCCAAAUCCAAAUAGAAGAGGCUCUGGACAGCAUGGAUGCUGGCUCUGGGGGGGUUCCUCCUCCAGAUGAUCACCUGAGAACUCUCAAGGCAUUGACAGAGAAGCUGAGACUGGAGACCAGGCGCCCUUCCUACUUGGAAUGGAAGGCAAAGCUGGAGGAGCAGGCUUGGAAGAGCCCCCAGCCUGAGGAAGAUGGGGAGGACGAGGCCACCAAGGCCAAAAAGACCCCAGGGGAGACUGUCCCCAUGAGGAAGGUGCAGCUGCACCUCAAUGGGAGCCCUGCCCAGGACAAGGGGACUGUCAGCUCCGGGAGGAUAGGUGGCUUUGAGAGCAUUGAUGAAGCUCUGACGUGGCUCAGGAAGGAGCUGGCAGAGAUGCGCCUGCAGGACCAGCAGCUGGCCAGGCAGCUGAUGAGGCUGCGAAGCGACAUCAACAAGCUGAAGAUCGAGCAGACGUGCCACCUGCACCAGCGCAUGCUCAACGAUGCCACCUACGAGCUGGAGGAGAGGGAUGAGCUCGCUGACCUCUUCUGUGACUUCCCCCUCGUGAGCUCCUUCAGCCUCUCCACUCCCCUCAAGCUCAUCGGGGUCACCAAGAUGAACAUCAACUCCCGCCGGUUCUCGCUGUGCUGA
Molecule: messenger RNA, 642 nt
Organism: Cinclus cinclus
Lineage: Eukaryota; Metazoa; Chordata; Aves; Passeriformes; Cinclidae
Gene: FAM167A
Product: family with sequence similarity 167 member A
Exons: 2
Coding region: 1-642 (213 amino acids)
Source: RefSeq, a predicted model, not a curated record